CCAAGCCAGAGUGGAGGCAGAAGAGAGAGGGUUCAGAAGAGAGCAGAUUUUGAGUAUUUUGCCCCGGGGGGGUACUGCUCGUGGGUUGGAUAUGGCGGAAGGCAUCAGGCCUCAGGAGCUCCUGCAGCAGCCCCCACUCCUAGGUGCGCUGUGUUGGGCGGGAAGAGUCCUGUACAGGGGAGGCCGGACUGCUGAUGCUCCCGCCUCUCCCCGCCCCGCCCCCCCCCAUGGCUCCGCCUCCUCUACCCCCUCCGGGGCGACAGUUACAGGCAAAGAGGAAGUGGUAGCCGGCUAGGAUAGGCAGGCAGGCAGGCGGUGGAGGCAGCGAGGGCGCGGGCCGCCCGGCGAGGCAGCAACCAUGGAGCUGUGGCGCCAGUGCACCCACUGGCUGAUCCAGUGCCGGGUGCUGCCCCCCAGCCACCGCGUGACCUGGGAUGGGGCCCAGGUGUGCGAGCUGGCACAGGCCCUGCGGGAUGGCGUCCUUCUGUGCCAGCUGCUCAACAACCUGCUGCCCCACGCCAUCAACCUGCGUGAGGUCAACCUGCGCCCCCAGAUGUCUCAGUUCCUGUGCCUUAAGAACAUACGUACCUUCUUGUCUACCUGCUGUGAGAAGUUUGGCCUCAAGCGGAGUGAACUCUUUGAGGCCUUUGACCUCUUUGAUGUCCAGGAUUUUGGGAAGGUCAUCUACACCCUGUCUGCUCUGUCCUGGACCCCGAUUGCCCAGAAUAAGGGGAUCAUGCCCUUCCCCACUGAGGAGGAGACCGUGGGUGAUGAAGACAUCUACAGUGGCCUGUCUGACCAGAUCGACGACACGGUGGAAGAGGAUGAGGACCUGUAUGACUGUGUGGAGAACGAGGAGGCGGAGGGUGAUGAGAUCUACGAAGACCUCAUGCGCUCCGCGGAGCCGGUGCCCAUGCCGCCCAAGAUGACAGAGUAUGACAAGCGGUGUUGCUGCCUGCGGGAGAUCCAGCAGACGGAGGAGAAGUACACGGACACGCUAGGAUCCAUCCAACAGCAUUUCAUGAAGCCCCUGCAACGGUUCCUCAAACCCCAAGACAUUGAGAUUAUCUUCAUCAACAUCGAGGACCUGCUUCGUGUGCACACUCUCUUCCUAAAGGAGAUGAAGGAAGUCCUGGGCACCCCAGGUGCACCCACCCUCUACCAGGUGUUCAUCAAAUACAAGGAGAGGUUCCUCGUCUACGGCCGCUACUGCAGCCAGGUGGAGUCAGCCAGCAAGCACCUGGACCAUGUGGCCGCCGCCCGGGAGGAUGUGCAAAUGAAGCUGGAGGAGUGUUCUCAGCGAGCAAACAACGGGAGGUUCACCUUGCGGGACCUGCUGAUGGUGCCCAUGCAGCGGGUGCUCAAGUAUCACCUCCUUCUCCAGGAGCUGGUCAAACACACGCAGGACGUGAUGGAGAAGGAGAACUUGAGGCAGGCCCUGGACGCCAUGAGGGACCUGGCACAGUGUGUGAAUGAGGUCAAGCGGGACAACGAGACGUUACGGCAGAUCACCAACUUCCAGCUGUCCAUCGAGAACCUGGACCAGUCUCUGGCCCACUAUGGCCGGCCCAAGAUCGAUGGGGAGCUCAAGAUCACCUCAGUGGAGAGGCGCUCCAAGAUGGACCGGUACGCCUUCCUGCUCGACAAAGCUCUGCUCAUCUGCAAGCGCCGAGGGGACUCCUACGACCUCAAGAAUGUUGUGGAUCUGCAAAGCUUCCAGGUUCGAGAUGAUUCCUCUGGAGAGCGAGAAAACAAGAAGUGGACUCACAUGUUUCUCCUGAUCGAGGACCAAGGUUCCCAGGGCUAUGAGCUGUUCUUUAAGACACGAGAACUGAAGAAGAAGUGGCUGGAGCAGUUCGAGAUGGCCAUCUCCAACAUCUACCCUGAGAACGCUACUGCCAACGGGCACGACUUCCAAAUGUUCUCCUUUGAGGAGACCACGUCAUGCAAGGCUUGCCAGAUGCUGCUGAGAGGCACUUUCUAUCAGGGUUACCGUUGUCAUCGGUGCCGGGCACCUGCACACAAGGAGUGUCUGGGAAGGGUCCCUCCAUGUGGCCGACAUGGGCAAGAUUUUUCAGGAACUAUGAAGAAGGAUAAGCCACAUCGCCGACCUCAGGACAAAAAGCGGAAUGACCUGGGCCUGCCCAAGAUGGAGGUGUGCCAGGAAUACUAUGGGCUUCCCCCACCACCUGGAGCCAUUGGUCCUUUCCUGCGGCUCAACCCUGGAGACAUCGUGGAGCUCACCAAGGCUGAGGCUGAACAGAACUGGUGGGAGGGCAGGAAUACGGCUACCAAUGAAGUUGGCUGGUUUCCCUGUAACAGGGUCAAGCCCUACGUGCAUGGUCCCCCUCAGGACCUGACUGUUCAUCUCUGGUACGCUGGCCCCAUGGAGCGCGCCGGGGCAGAAAGUAUCCUCACCAACCGCUCGGAUGGGACGUUCUUGGUGCGGCAGCGGGUGAAGGACUCAGCAGAAUUUGCCAUCAGCAUUAAGUAUAAUGUUGAGGUCAAACACAUUAAAAUCAUGACAGCAGAAGGAUUGUACCGGAUUACAGAGAAGAAGGCUUUCCGGGGGCUUACGGAGCUGGUGGAAUUUUACCAGCAGAAUUCCCUGAAGGACUGCUUCAAGUCUCUGGACACCUGCCUGCAGUUCCCCUUCAAGGAGCCUGAGAGGAGAGCCAUCAGCAAACCACCAGGUAGAGCAGGAAGCACGAAGUAUUUUGGUACAGCCAAAGCACGCUAUGACUUCUGUGCCCGGGACCGAUCAGAGCUGUCCCUCAAGGAGGGUGACAUCAUCAAGAUCCUUAACAAGAAAGGUCAACAAGGCUGGUGGCGAGGGGAAAUCUAUGGCCGGGUUGGCUGGUUCCCCUCCAACUACGUGGAGGAAGAUUACUCUGAAUACUGCUGAGCUUGGCGCACUGGCCAAGAGACGAGAAACUCCAGGCUCUGAGCCCAGGAUGAGCAGACAGCAGGGCCAGGGGGCUGUGACAGGUCCCACGGGCUGAGCACCGGUAUGGAUGGUGGAGGGCCAGCGUCCAGCUGGCAGGGCUCCUGGGAUGAUGCUCUGCCACGGUUAAUUUAUAACACACCGAUUUCCUCCUGGGGCCCCUCGAGAAGGCGGGGCUCGAGGCAACAGCUUUUAAUAAAAUGUCGAAAGGAA
Acinonyx jubatus (cheetah) is the source of this 3157-nucleotide messenger RNA. RefSeq names its product vav guanine nucleotide exchange factor 1 (gene VAV1). The transcript is spliced from 27 exons. Gene Ontology annotation, biological process: cell migration; intracellular signal transduction; regulation of GTPase activity. Gene Ontology annotation, molecular function: protein binding; guanyl-nucleotide exchange factor activity. Lineage: Eukaryota; Metazoa; Chordata; Mammalia; Carnivora; Felidae. Gene Ontology annotation, cellular component: cytoplasm. Bases 359 to 2905 code for a protein of 848 amino acids. The record is from RefSeq and is a predicted model, not a curated record.